UUUGUGAGAAAAGGAAUGGUUUUGUCAACCGAUUGACAUUGACAACCAGUUAUUGUCAGUUUCACUUGUCACUUUCACUAAUUUAAAUAUGGCGGAAUAACAACAACAAAAACACGAGGAACUGUGAUAUUAUUGAAAUUCAAAAGUUUAUAAUUUGUAAAAAAAAUAAUUGUCGUAUUUUGAUAAAAGUUUUAACGGACAUUUAUAAUAUUGUGGUGUUUCGGGUGCUGUGAAAAACGUACUUAACAAGUUUUUGCAUUUUAUAUAGAACUGUUAGUCUAAAACACACUGUAACAUCAUUUAAUACGGGUCGUGGAGGGUGCGCUGCGGGUGAGGAGGGCUGCGUCACGUGCUAGGUCCGCACUCCGCAGCCCCACGCAUGCGAGACCGCGGGGCGCCCGUGGCGCAGGCGCGUUCCCCGUGUUCGCCCCCUGCCCGCCAGUCAGCCGCCGGCCGCCGAGCGCCUUGCCUGCUCUUACUGCGCUGAUCCGCGUGACGCGAGUGAUCUCCAAGUGAUGUCGACUUGUGACUAGUGCCAUGAUCAUGUUUCGCUGUGCCCUGGUCGCGGCACUCAUCGCCGUCGCCGCCGCAGCCUGGCAAGAGAACGUCAGGCCGAAAGUCUUCGCACAAUUAGGAGUUGACGACACGCACAAGUUCUUAGGAAACGAAACCCACACAGACUUCUUCAGAUUAUUGCUAAGAGAUGGAAAUUACUUACUCGUAGGCGGCAGGAACGUGGUGUACAACCUAAGUCUCACGGACCUGACGGAGCAGCGGAGGCUGAUCUGGUACUCACCCGAGAAUGACGUCAAGAUGUGCGUCGUUAAAGGAAAAGAUGAGGAGAGCUGUCAGAACUACAUUCGCGUCCUGGUCUCGCUGGGCCCAGGACGGCUAUUGGUAUGCGGUACGAAUAGCUUCAAGCCUUUCUGCAGAGAGUACGGAGUCCAGCGAGACUCGUACCACAUGGAGAGGGAGAAGUCUGGACAGGCAGUCUGCCCUUAUGACCCUGAACAUAAUUCUACUGCUGUUUAUGCUGAUGGCGAAUUAUAUUCGGGGACAGUUGCGGAUUUCAGUGGAAUAGAACCAAUAAUAUACCGAGAACCGUUGCAGACCGAACCCUACGACUCGAUGACAUUGAACGCUCCGGAUUUCGUGAAUUCACUGGUGCACGGAAAUUUCGUUUAUUUCUUCUUCAGAGAAACAGCAGUGGAAUACAUUAACUGCGGCAAGUCCGUCUUUUCUAGAGUUGCUAGAGUCUGUCGUGAUGAUCGAGGAGGUCCGCAUAGGUUCAAGCAGCGCUGGACGUCGUUCCUGAAAUCAAGACUGAACUGUUCAGUCGCCGGAGACUUCCCAUUUUACUUUAACGAGAUUCAAUCGACGACCGAACUAAUUGAGGGCGUUUACGGAGGCUUAAACGCUCAACUAAUCUACGGUACAUUCACGACUCCGCCUAACAGUAUAUCCGGGAGUGCGGUCUGUGCGUUCAGCAUGCAGGACAUAGCCGACACGUUCGAAGGAACUUUCAAGGAACAAAGCGCUUUUAAUUCAAAUUGGCUGCCUGUCAACAAUGCUAAAGUACCUGAACCACGCCCGGGAACCUGUCAUAACGACUCGAGACAACUGCCGGAUAAAACAUUGAAUUUCAUAAAAACCCACGCGUUAAUGGACGAGUCUGUGCCCGCGUUCUUUGGAGAACCUAUCGUUAUUAGGACUAGCUUUCACUACAGAUUUACGCAAAUCGCAGUAGAUCCACAAGUGAAGACUCCGGGCGGGAAAGCGUAUGACGUACUGUUUAUUGGCACAGACAAUGGUAAAAUAAUAAAAGCGGUCAACGCGAUUUCGUAUGAUUCAAACAAACGCGCCGUGCCGAUCGUCAUUGAGGAGCUACAAGCAUUCGCCGCUGGCUCGCCUGUGCGCGCGCUGCGGGUCGCCCGCGCCGGCCGGGACGCCGCCAGACUCAUUGCCGUCUCCGAUAGAGAAGUACUCAGCUUGAGGCUCCAUAGGUGCUCCAGUGAUAAGAUCAGCUCGUGCUCCGAAUGUGUUGCUCUACAAGAUCCGUACUGUGCGUGGGACAAACAAGCCGGACGGUGUCGAGCGUACUCGCACGGCGUCAGUCGCUGGCUGGACGAAAACUCCUUCUACCAGAGUGUCAGCACGGGAAGCCAUACUGCCUGCCCUCACAGUAAAGACGCAGGUGCAGUGGGUGGUUUAAGUUCGGGUCUUUACGAUGACGCAAGAGGAGAAAAUAAAGGCGAGGUUAUCAAUAUUGUCCAAGAUAAGGAUGGGAAGGGAAAUAGCAACAACAAUGAAGGACCUGAAGUCCUGGCCGCUGAUCCACCACCAGCAGCAUACUCCGUUGAAACACUUGCAUUAGCUGUAGCCGCCGGCGCUCUGGCAGCCCUGGGCGCAGGAUUCGCGGCCGGAUACAUUUGCGGAAGAAGAUGCAAGAAGGACGAAGACGACAACAUGCCCUAUCCCGAUACUGAAUACGAAUAUUUCGAACAGCGACAGAACAUCAAUAGCAGAAUCCAAGCCGAACCGAAGCUGCUGCAGCAGGUCGAGGAGGUGACGUACGCCGAGCCCGUGCUGGCGCCGCAGCCGAAGCCGGCGUCCCCCCGCGCUACCUUGCGGAAGCAUCCUCCCUACCACCCUCACCACGAGACGCUGUUCCAGUUCCAGCCGGACGCGUACCGCCGCGACAACUUCGGCACCCUCCGCUCUCACCAGGUCAAUUUAACACAGGAAUAUUCGGACCACAGGGCGAUGGGUACCGGCGCGGCAACGACAACGGCUUCUCGACGACGCGUUCCGUGAAGAAAGUGUAUCUCUGAGAAACAAGCGGGGCGGACUCGCGCGACCAGAUUCACCAUCACAAACAUAAUACGCAUCACCACCAUACGUUGGUGUCUCAGCGUAGCAGCGGUUCGGGGUCUGGCACGGUUAGCGCCGGUUCGUCGUCGUCCCCCUCGCCGCCCUCGUCGUCGCCGUCGCCGUCGGGCGAGCGUCCCCCCACGCCGCCGCCCCCCGCCCCGCAGCCCUGCGCCUACAUCUACCGCAACUAGUGUGCCGCCCCGCACCGUCCGCCCCUAAACUCGACGAAACACUGUCAGUUUCUACAUACAACCAAUCCUUUACUAACUUAGUGGUCCCUCGAUAAUAUCAAAGUCUCAAAAAAUUUAAAUUAAAUCUAUGCUUUGCUUCAGUCUAUUGAUCAAAACGCAUUAUACUGUGUAGGCUACAUUUAAAUAUCGGUGAGUCACUUAAGUGUGAAACACCGACUGACACGUACACGUAGUCUUUGUUGAGCGACCGUUAUUUCGGUUACAACACAACAAGCGUGGUGUCAGUUCAUUUUUCUUCGCCACUGUUACUGGACAUUCAAAUUUGAAAUACGAAUAUUGAUUCUAAGAUAAAAGCCGCCCACUCUAAACGUUGUACGUCUAAUCAAUCGACUGAAGCAUAAGAGUAAGACCGAAUGUCUUAUGUGAUGUAACCCUACGUAAGCCCCACUUACAGAGUGUGUUAUAACUAGCAUGGCCUCUGUUGGUUGCAGAGAAUAAAUACGCAUAUUAUUAUAUUAAAGGUUGUAUUUAGAAACAGGCCAUUAGCGUUAAAUGAAACGCGACAACCGAUCGUGACAUUCCGGUGUUGAACUAUUUAUUGAGUGAUCGGUUUUGUAACAAAUGUGACUCGAACUGUGAGAAACGAUUUUUAGUGAUUUAUCGAUUUGCAUUUUGUAUUAUAAUGCUUUAUUGAAUAAUUACUGAUGAUACAAAUUACGUGCAUCAUAAGAAUUCACGUGAUCAUUCGUCAAGAAUUCAAUUGACACGUGACAUUCCAAAAUCGACUUUCUACAAUAUUGAUUCGAUUGUAUUAUAAAUUGAUUGUAUUAUGAGAACUCGAUUGCUCGAGUAAUCUGACAACCGUGCUGUACUCUAUAUUAGUAUAACUUGAAUAAAAUUGUGGAUACAAUAACGUACAAGAAUGUUUGUUGCCUAAAUGUAUUUUUAAUUUGUGUGUGUUUUCCAUUGAUUGUAAUGGUCGAACCUUGAACUGUAUAACGAGAUAAAAUUAAGACAUUGAUAUCGUACAUUUCAGUGUGAAGUGAUGUCAUUCUUCCCAAAAAUAUACGGGGAUUACAGACGAUCUGAACCAUGUCUCUCCACGGAUGACUCAUUUUUUUUUUAAACGGAACUAUUCUCGUUUGAUGUAAGAAUUAAUAACGUAACAAAUUGUAGAUUGUUUAGAGAUAUAUAAUAUAGUUUACAUAUAAUAUAGACGAAAAUAUAAGGUUUUGUUGAUAAAAUGUUGAUGAAUAGUUAAUAUAAAAAGUGAAUGUAAUUGCAAGUUUUUAUAGUCAGUAAUUCAUUGUUGCGAACAAAAAAUAUACAUACGUAUAAACGUCUAACAUGUAAAAAAUGCAAUUAAUACACAGAAUGCUUUUUACAUACAAAUAUUUGUAGGAUAAAGUCAUUAAAUAUAGGGAAUUACCUUUAUUCUAAAAUUAGGCAUAGUAUUAUAAACUCGACAACACGCUAACAUCACGACUUCGUGAAUAUCACUGGCGAUCGCUAAACACGUCGUGUACCUAGAAUGUUUGUUAUCGAUUAUACGUGGUAAAUUUUAUGUAAAACAGUUACACUGCGAUUAAGAUAAUCAUCUUAUCGAUAUUUAAAAAUUUAAUCGAUACUGUACCGAAUAUUCGCGGCUAGUCAUGUUUUGUCGAGAAAAAAGUUUUGUACAGUUGAAACCAAUGAUAUAAAUAAAUGUAACACAAAAUUAUAUAUUUAUCAUGUGUAUAAAAACUUGUAAAGUUCUGAUGAUUAUUCAUUCAUUAAAGUGCUUCUUAUGGGUGUAUCUAGAUUCUUAGGAGAUCGUUUUGAUAAUUCGAUAAUGUUUAUAGAAUUUAGAGAUUGUAUACAUAGAUGAAUAGGUUAGGAUUAGGCACUGUGCUACCGCAAUGCCAAUGGAAACAUUGUUGGUGCGCAAUAUUAAAGUUACAAAACGUAACUAAGAUCAUCCUGUACAUACGUUAUAUGAUGUAUCAUUGUAUUCUCAUUUCGUUUGUCAUUUCCCUAAUGUUUCAAUAACCGCGGGCCAAAUAACGAUCGUGUCGAUCCAAAUGUUCCUGCUGAUCCAGUUUGUUGAUUCAUAGAAACUUAAUUCAAUUUAGGUAUCGCUUUUUGAAUCUUCAUAUUCAUUUCGUAUUGAAUAGUCAUCACCGCUCAUUGUUGAAGAUUGAAUGUGUAAGGAAAUGUCAAUUCUAUAUGUAAUAACUUAGUGCCUAAGUACGUGCUGCGAACGGUGGCAAGACUAGUGUUUCUUUUGUACGGAUCUAAGAAUUAAUUGGACACCGUUGAAGCAGAUAUCGCAGUAGACGACACGUAAUUUCUUUUUUUAAACUUGGGAACGAAAAUGCUAUGAACAGGAUUUCUUCUCAAAUUGCUAGUGUCUAGGUUUUCAAGGCCAAAACUAUGGUUUCACACUAACCAAAACGAUGGGUAAAAAUUAGCUAAAUACUAGAGCACACUUUAUUGCAUUAAAAGUCAACUCCUUCAGCGUGGCGGAGCAUUCAGCAUUGCUUAUUUUUAUAAUUUGGCUAUAUUGGCUAGCCAAUAUUAAAAUAUUGUAUAUUUGAAUAUAACACUGGCAACACUGCAACAACCACAAAUUGCAAUGAAAAUGUGAUCUCUUUAGAAACAAGCACUACAUAUGAACAAUAAUAUAAUUCUCUACAUUUUACUCAAUACAAACAUUAACAUGUAAAGCUACAUGCAAUUCAUAGCAUUUUUUGUUGUCAACAAUUAACCUUAUUUUCAAACUGAUUAAUAUACAGUUCAAUAUUAUCAUCAUUUUCAUAUACCAAAGAAUUCAUUAUUUGUAAAUUAUUUAUUUUGUAGAAUUAAUGAAUUAAACAUUUAUUUUAAAAUAACUGAUUUAAAAUUAAUGUAACUGCCAUUUUUUCUUAAAAAUGUUAAGUAAACGCACAUUAGUCCUUCUAUAUAAAUUACUUAUAUUCCAUUCAAUACACCUAUGGUGUAUAAUAAUAGAAGCUUUGACGAAACAAAUUUAUUCUUUAGAAUCAUUUGGUGCAGCUUGAGAAUGAUAACCAAAUGUAUUUAACUUGUUAAUAUUUUAAUUAUAAUACCUUACGCCAUGAUAAGUGCACUGCCAUGAAGUUGUAAAAUACUAUGGAAAAUAAUUGUUGUUAUAUUUUGGUUAUCAUUAUCAGUGCCGAUAAAAAAAGAAAAAAAAAAAAGAAAAAAGAAAAUCGUAACAUGUAAUACGUAAGAGAGGCUAGUAUUUAUUGUAAAUAGCGAGUUCUGUAAUGAAAUUAGGUUUUUGUCGAAUAAAGAAAAAUAAUAUAAGUUUUAGAAGUAAGCGAGAAAUUUCAAUGAACAAGAGUUGUUAAUUAUUGUUUUUUGUACUACAAUAUAUAAAAAAAAAAAAACGAUAUUUACAUUAGCAAUUUUCAUGUUACUGAACCACAUUUUUGUACUCGAUUAUUAACUAUAAAUAAAUGAAAAGUUAAUCGUAAAAUAUUCUUAAAAACAUUUGUAACAUGCUUGAAGAAUUACGAUGGUUUUAAAAAUUCUAAUAAUUAAUUAAAAAAAUGCAUAAGUUAUGUAACGUAGAUUAUUAUAGAAUGCUUUAUUUUGAUUUCUUUUUUAUUCAUGAAACUCAAAGCCUUAGUGUUAGUAAUCGAAGACUUUUAUUGAAAAUAAUGUAAGUACCUAUAAAACUUAGCAGAGGAUUUAGCAAAAAUCCAAAUAGAUUAUACGAAUACGUACCUAAAUAUCACCUAAAAAUCCAUAAAUAUCAAGGAUAAAACUCUUUCUCUGAUUAAUUCUUCUGAUAAUAUAUAUUUAUCUAUCUUAAAACAAUCUGUGAACAAUCGUCAUAUUUUAUUGGCCAUACAAAAUAGGUAUGAAACUCGACCGUUCACUUUUUACUACCAUUUUUUUUAAUUUUCCUAUCCACCAAAUUAUUAUUCCAGUAUUUUACAGUGGAAUAAACAGGAAUAAAAUUGUGAAAACAGCACUUAUGUACGGAAAUUCAAAGAAACUACUUUUUAGAAUCUCAUUCAAAGUAAUAUAAAAUAAUUUUUUCAAGUAAAGAUUCAAAACCAUACUAAUAUUAUAUUGCUUGUAAGUUUAGACAAUCUCAGAAACAACAAUUUUUGUGCAAUGCUAACGUCAAAAAAUCAAAUAGAAUAAUAACAUUCUGUUCAUGAAAAUAUAUUUUAAAAAAAAACGGUACGUGUGCAACUUGGUGCACGUGAAUGAAGUGAAACUUCUUUUUCGAUGUGUAGUAUUGUGGCUUUCUUCAUUUUUCAUCCUUAAAUCAGAUUGCUCUUGUAAUAGGGAAUGCUGUGUAUAAGAGAUGCGCAUCUUCAACAUUUAUAUUAUAAUAGAUAUAUUUUAAAUUAUAGAUAGAAAAAUAAAUAUUUUUUUUUUCUUAAAUACUUCAUUAAAAUAUUGGACGCUACUAGUUGCUAAAGCUCGCGCUGGCCUGUAACGGGAUACCUAUGCGCAUGCGUUCGAGUGCCACGCAUUCACUCUCGCUCUGUCUCUUUCUGGUAGCGUCAAAACGUUUAACGCAACCUUUUUGGAAGUCGCAUUAGAAGUUUCACUUCACAAAUAUUUAAAUGCAUAAUUUUGGUAGAUGAGUUUAAGAAAAUAGGAGUUAACAAACUAUGGAAAGUGCCUAACUAAUUUACUUACCUGCACUUUUGUAGUCGACAUUGUAACCUACGUACCGGCCAUACACUCACUUCCAGAAGUAUAAUGUAUUAUUAUAGACGCUAGAUUAGUGAGUAUUGUCUCGAAAAGCUGUUUUAAGGGGACUGAGACUAUGCUAAAAUUUAUCUACACUUUACUCUCUGAAAAUGAGUUUCUAAUAGUGUGCCUUUAGUAUCACAUAGUUGCUGCUCUUUAGAAACUCGACUCUUCACGUACGAUUGCCGUUUUGGCAUUAUUUUCCAGUUUCAAGAAACAUAUUUUCCUAUGUAUAAACUGUUGACAAAGCUAUACAAAAACGGUCUUUUUUAUGUACCGUUAAUACGACAUUUUUUAAACGCUCCGUUAAAUCUUAGUUUUCUAUUGAAUGAAAUAUGUUUUGUUACUCAUAGUAGAGAGAAGUGUAAUAUGUAUUUCAUUCAGUAGGAAGUUUUUCUAUCCCCUUGUAAGGCGUAGGGUUAAGUAGGAAUUUUAUAAUGCAAAUGCAAUUCGCAGUGAUAGAACUGUUACACUAUAUUCGCUGCCCAUAUUUAUAGAGUGCAAUUUUUUUAUAUCUAGAGACGGAUAGAAUGAAAGUCAAUGAUGUAAAAAAAUGCAAAACUACAACGUUGUUUGUAUUUUUUUCCAUCAUUGCAUGAAAUGUUAUGAUCAUUUUCUCAUUAAAAUAUUAUUAACAUUAUUAUGCUAAAUAUUUUAGCAAAGGAUAAAAUGUAUUCCUUUUCUUUAGUAAAUAAAUAUUGAAAUUUG
Bombyx mori (domestic silkworm) is the source of this 8486-nucleotide messenger RNA. It is a transcript of the gene Sema1a, whose product is annotated as semaphorin-1A. The transcript has 18 exons. Gene Ontology annotation, biological process: positive regulation of cell migration; axon guidance; semaphorin-plexin signaling pathway. Bases 538 to 2814 code for a protein of 758 amino acids. The record is from RefSeq and is a predicted model, not a curated record. Gene Ontology annotation, molecular function: chemorepellent activity; semaphorin receptor binding. NCBI's taxonomy places the organism in Eukaryota, Metazoa, Arthropoda, Insecta, Lepidoptera, Bombycidae.